This is a messenger RNA of Oryza brachyantha (malo sina), 1251 nucleotides long. Its product is annotated as transcription termination factor MTEF1, chloroplastic-like. Gene Ontology annotation, biological process: regulation of DNA-templated transcription. The transcript has a single exon. Gene Ontology annotation, molecular function: double-stranded DNA binding. The coding region runs from base 38 to 967 and encodes 309 amino acids. Lineage: Eukaryota; Viridiplantae; Streptophyta; Magnoliopsida; Poales; Poaceae. The record is from RefSeq and is a predicted model, not a curated record.
CCCGAGAUCGAAUCGGAGGGAAGACGACGAGAGAGCAAUGCCGCUCUGCAGCUUCUACGCCUCCACCUCCCUCCCCGUCGCGAAGCCCCACUCCGUCCCUUCGUCGUCGUCCAGGCCCUCCUGCACCGCCGUGCCUGCGCCGGCGACGUUGACGGCGGCGGCGGCGGCGCUGUCGCUGCACCUGCCGGAGCUGCCGUCGCGGGUGAAGGACAAGAUCCUGAGCCUGGAGCUGAUGGGGGUGGACUACGGGCGCGCGCUGGCGCUGAACCCGGCGCUGCGCGACGCGGCGCCGGAGUCCAUCCACGCGGUGGUGGCGUUCCUCCAGUCGAGGGGGCUCCACUUCAAGGACCUCGGCCGGGUGUUCGGCAUGUGCCCGUCGCUGCUCACCGCCAGCGUCCGCGCCGACCUCCGCCCGGUCUUCGCCUUCCUCACCGACGACCUCGGCGUGCCCGACACCGCCUACCGCCGCGUCGUCGUCAAGUGCCCCCGCGUCCUCGCCUGCAGCGUCCGCGACCAGCUCCGCCCGGCGCUCCUCUACCUCCGCCGCCUCGGCUUCCGCGACGGCCGCGCGCUCGCCUUCCAGGACCCUAUCCUCCUCGUCUCCAGCGUCGAGCGCACCAUGAUCCCCAAGCUCGACUUCCUCGCCGGCCUCGGCAUGUCCCGGGACGACGCCGUCGCCAUGGUGCUCCGCUGCCCGGCGCUCUUCACCUUCAGCGUCGAGCGCAACUACAAGCCCAAGUUCGAGUACCUCGUCUCCGUCAUGGGCGGCGGCGUCGACGACAUCAAGGCGUUCCCGCAGUACUUCACCUUCAGCCUCGACAAGCGCAUCGCGCCGCGCCACCGCGCCGCCGCCGACGCCGGCGUCGCGAUGCCGCUGCCGGACAUGCUCAAGGCCACCGACGACGAGUUCAGGGAGAUGCUCGACAAGGAGCUCGAGCUGCGGAAGCGGAAGCAACCAGCAGCUUGAUGCCGAUCAGUCGAGCGUGCAUGCGUUCUUCUACCAUUCCAUUUGAUCAUGGUAGAAUUAAACUUGGAUUAGCUGCAUGCUUUGUACAUAACUAUUGACAUUAUUCGGCGUCACCGUUGGUGAUUUGUAUUGGAAGAUGGUAAUUUUCACUUCUUUCAUCAAUUAGUUAAUUGUAAACUUGUAGUAAUUUGUAUAGUAGUUUGUACCCGGUGGCCGGUGCAUGUAUAUACCGUUUUACAAGGUAUGAUGGACUUGUGAAUAAAGUCAUGGAGUCCGGCGAAAAA